UGUGCCUCACUUGACAAGAGAGAGCCUCCACCUCCUGUCAGAAGACCCUCAGAGAUUUUGCACAACAACCUGUUGCUCCCUGUUUGGGAGAACUUUGUGGUUUAUUCAACUCCUCAUAAUAUAAGAGAUUCAUCAUUUCUGCCAGUUGACCCAUGUGGGUGGUGGAGAAGAUCCGUGUGUCAGUGGAGAGAUCUAACCUGCCCGUCCCAUCAGCCGAACUCAGCUUUAAAAUCGGUGACAUCAUGUUUGGCGAAAAGCCCAAGCGGAUUUUCCUCUGUCCUAAUGUCAUCACCCCCGAUAACAUCCCAGAGUUCUGCAUUCCCCCGACCAUCCCAUCUCUGCAGGAGACAAAGAAUACGGAGCAAAGCAGAGCCCCUCGUGUUAUCAAAGUGUCGCCAUGUGAGAGGGCCAGCCCUGAAAUAGAGGUGACACACCACGAACCGCUCAACCCACACAUCAUCCAGGUGGAGAGUGUGGAUGAGAGCCCCUAUGACGGCUGCAGUGACGAGGAGACCACUAAUGCAGAUCCCCUGAGUCAGGCGGCCUUGUCCCUUCCACACCUGGCCAAAGCCCAGACCUGCUAUGGCUUUUGCACUUUACUGGAGAGCCCCCACACCAGGAGGAAGGAGUCACUCUUCCACUCUGAUCCAGGUUCAUCUCCACUGCUGCUGCCUAGGAGUCGAUCCAGCAUGUGCUCCAGAGUCUCUCCCUCCAUCUCACCUUCCUCCUCUCCGUCCUCUCUUGGUCUGAACACCCUGACCUCCAGGCUUUCCCCGAGAUGCUACACCCUGAGCUGGCAGACUGCUCUGGACAGCGAUACCACUUCCUCCACGGAAUCCUCUCCUUUCAGUUCACCAUUGCUAACCAGGUGUCCUGCGAAGUCUUCCCUCUUCAAAGCACUAAGUCAUGAACUACUGUUGUCAAGAAACAUGAGGAAGGCAAUGGUGUCCAGGAACAAUUCCCUAUCUACAGAUGAAGGCAGCUCCACAGACAACAGCCCCAAUGUGAUGAGGAGAGCGUCAGAGGGCUUAGUUGAAGGCCUGCCCAGCAAAUACAGCCUGGCACCACCCAGCAUCUUCCCCAUGGACUUGACUCUGAACAGAGAGAAAGUCAUGAAAGAAAGAAUGGUGCCCAUAGGGAAAGAUGGCAGCCUGAGACUCUCAGCAGAGUACUGCUCGGAUAACCAAAGACUACGCGUCCGACUGAUCAGUGCCGAGGGCCUCUAUCCUCUCCCUGUAGAUCCAAAGAUUAUCAACUGCAGCGUCAGCCUCUGUCUGAUCCCCGGAAAAGUCCAGAAGCAGCGCAGCACAGUCAUCAGAAAGAGCCGCAAUCCGAUCUUCAACGAGGAUUUCUUCUUUGAUGGUAUCUCCGAGGAAAACCUCAGCCAGCGGUCCCUUCGCUUUAAAGUGGUGAACAAAAUGUCCACCCUGAAAAGAGACUAUCUGCUCGGGGAUUGUGACUUGCCACUUUCUAGCAUUGUGACCCUCUGAGCCUAAGUACUUCCUUAUCAUGCUAUUUAUGAACUGAAUUAUUUAUUUUCAUU
Solea solea (common sole) is the source of this 1543-nucleotide messenger RNA. RefSeq names its product C2 calcium dependent domain containing 4A (gene c2cd4a). NCBI's taxonomy places the organism in Eukaryota, Metazoa, Chordata, Actinopteri, Pleuronectiformes, Soleidae. Bases 153 to 1490 code for a protein of 445 amino acids. The transcript is spliced from 2 exons. The record is from RefSeq and is a predicted model, not a curated record.